AUGCCACAUUCAUUCUUGCAGGGUGCUAGAUAUAAUAUUCCUAUAUCAGUGUAUCUAUGGGACACUCAUCCAUAUUAUGCACCGAUUUGUUACGUAUGUCCGACACCGACGAUGGUCAUACGUGAGUCAGAGCAUGUAACGAAGCAAGGACGCGUAUUUCUGCCAUACCUGAAUGAAUGGCGGUUCCCGGGUUAUGACUUGAACGGAUUAUUACAAGUAAUGGCGAUGGUAUUUCAAGAAAAAUGUCCUGUUUUCGCAAAAUCAUCGACAGCAUCAGCAAACAGCACGCCGACACCGACAUCUGCCACCUCACAGCCUACCCCUUCGUAUCCAACACCAUAUCCAACAGCAACUCCCUCGCUACCAACACCCUAUCCGGCCAUGCCACCAUAUUCAGGACAAACUCCGUAUCCUACGACGGGCAAUCAAUUCGGAAGGUACAGUUUAUCAAUGCUCCAUAAUUGUUUAGAUUUUUUAUGCUACAUGUAUCAUCUGGCCGUUGUAUGCUGUCCUCGUUACGGUGUAUGGUUUUGUUGUUGUUCUCGAGACCGAAUGGGUUCUCAAAUACUUUUUAUGAACUUCGCUUCCUAG
This is a messenger RNA of Cooperia oncophora, 591 nucleotides long. NCBI's taxonomy places the organism in Eukaryota, Metazoa, Nematoda, Chromadorea, Rhabditida, Trichostrongylidae. The record is from the annotation of a GenBank genome assembly.